GCGGCCGUUUCCCGCGGCUCCCCUCCGCAGAGCAGGGACGAGAGCCUGCUCAGACUGGGUCAGCCUCAUGGCUUCCGCGGGGGACGCCGGAGCCUUUCAGUGACAGGACAGUGCCUCUCCGUACUUCCCUGCAGCUAACAACCGGUCGGCUGGCCUGCCCUGCUGGAUCAAAUAUGAUGACCUCAAACUUGCCAUCCUUCUGCCUCAUCCUCCCGAGUACAGGAAUGACAGCAUCUCUCAAGAACAUCAGCAAGGAUAAAAAAGUGGUUCCAACUUCUGAAAAAGAACAGCAAGACAUUCUAAAGAAAAAAACUAUACCUGUGCUGCUAGAAACUUCAGUAGAAACAGAAGUCCAAAGAGAACCACCAGUGGCACAAGAGUCACAAGAAGAAUUAUCACCAAGACCAGAAAACCAAAUGCUAGAACAAGAAUCUCCUGAACAGUCAUCCUUGGGACAAACUCUUCAAGAAGAGAUAACUGAGCAACAAGAAUUCAGUAGAGAGUCAUCCUUGGGACCACCAUCCCCAGAACAAAGACUUGAGCAACAAGAAUCCCCUGAGCAGUCAUCCUUGGGACCACCAUCCCCAGAACAAAGUCCUGAGCAACAAAAGUCCUCUGAGCAGUCAUCCUUGGGACCACCAUCCCCAGAACAAAGACCUGAGCAACAAGAAUCCCCUGAGCAGUCAUCCUUGGGGCCACCAUCCCCAGAACAAAGACCUGAGCAACACGAAUCCCCUGAGCAGUCAUCCUUGGGGCUACCAUCCCCAGAACAAAGACCUGAGCAACAAGAAUCUCCUGAGCAGUCAUCCUUGGGGCUACCAUCCCCAGAACAAAGACUCGAGGGUUCUGAGCAAUGACAAUCCCCUUUAUGAUCUUCCUUGUGACUGCCAUCUCAAGAACAUUUACCCAAGCAACGAGAAUCCCCUGAACUGGUAUCCUUGAGACAACAAUCUCAAAAACAGAUAACUCAGGGACAAAAUGUCAGACAACCAUGCAAGCAAAAUAUCAGCCAGUAGAGAGGAGCAACAGUUAGAAACUAGAAAGCACC
Jaculus jaculus (lesser Egyptian jerboa) is the source of this 1048-nucleotide messenger RNA. RefSeq names its product protein TsetseEP-like. NCBI's taxonomy places the organism in Eukaryota, Metazoa, Chordata, Mammalia, Rodentia, Dipodidae. Bases 174 to 857 code for a protein of 227 amino acids. The record is from RefSeq and is a predicted model, not a curated record. The transcript is spliced from 4 exons.